UUGAAAUUAGUUUGGCCUAUGAGGUUAAAAAUUCUGUGAUUUCCGCUUGUCGGGGCAAGGUACUUCCUUUUGGAGUGGACAUUUGCAAUCAUGGGCAAGCCAAUGGGAUUACACACUGCUCGCAAGAUGAAAGAUCAUCGCAGAGAGCAAAGGUGGCAUGACAAAGAGUAUAAAAAAGCUCACUUGGGGACACGCUGGAAGGCUAACCCAUUUCAAGGAUCUUCUCAUGCUAAGGGAAUUGUUUUGGAAAAAGUCGGUGUUGAGGCUAAGCAGCCUAACUCUGCCAUUCGCAAGUGUGUUAGAGUGCAGCUUAUUAAGAAUGGUAAAAAGAUAACGGCUUUUGUCCCAAAUGACGGUUGUCUCAACUUUAUUGAGGAAAACGAUGAAGUACUUGUAGCUGGAUUUGGGCGUAAAGGUCAUGCUGUGGGUGACAUUCCUGGUGUCCGUUUUAAGAUUGUCAAAGUUGCCAACGUAUCUCUUUUGGCUCUUUUCAAAGGAAAGAAGGAACGUCCUCGUUCUUAGAGACCACUGUAAAAUAAAUUUCUGAUACCCAUAA
Messenger RNA from Physella acuta, 556 nucleotides. RefSeq names its product small ribosomal subunit protein uS12. Gene Ontology annotation, biological process: translation. Gene Ontology annotation, molecular function: structural constituent of ribosome. Lineage: Eukaryota; Metazoa; Mollusca; Gastropoda; Physidae. The record is from RefSeq and is a predicted model, not a curated record. Gene Ontology annotation, cellular component: small ribosomal subunit; ribosome.